GCAUGAGCCGGCGGCGGCGAGGGCGCUUUGGCCGUGCGCAUCGCUGUGCGCGCCCGGGCCCCGCCGGCCGAGCGAGCGAGAGGAGCGCGCUGCCCGCCCGCGCCGAGCCAUGGCAGAUUCAUAUUCCUACAGAGGUGGAAAGAAGGUGGCUGGAUCUAGCAAGACCAGCGCAGACAAAGACAGCAGCAAGGCAGAGAUGAAGAUAAACCCGGCGUACGAGCAGUCGAGGCUUGGAAAUGCAACUAACGAUAAAACGGAAGGCAAAAGGAAAGGGAGGCCGAAGGCAGACGGCCAGGCCCUGAAGGAUAUUCCGCUGCCUCUGAUGAACCAGUGGAAAGAAGAGUUCAAGGCCCACUCCAGGGUGAAAUGCCCCAACUCGGGCUGUUGGCUCGAAUUCCCCAGCAUCUAUGGCCUGAAGUACCACUACCAGCGCUGUCAAGGGGGCGCCGUUGUGGAGAAGCGGACCUUCCCGUGCCCGUUCUGCGAAGCCGCCUUCACCUCCAAAACCCAGCUGGAAAAGCACCGCCUCUGGAACCAUCUCGACAGGCCGCUGCCGGCCGCCGCCGCCCCGGUGGAAAACAGGUCUCCAAAAGUCUCUGUCAAGGGCAAGAAAAGAGCUGCCGAGGGUUCAGCUUCCCUCACCAUCCAUCCCAAACAGGCAAAGGUGGAGAAGGCUGUCGCCCUGCACCGCCCCGAGAACGGAGAAUGCGCGGCCGUGAGCCCAGGCAGCAAAGACUUCCAGACCAGGGCGGCCGCCAUGCCUGGCUCUCAGCUGUCGGGCGGCAAAGGCUCCAAGCAUCAGUCGAGCAGGCAGGCCUCUGAGCAGGAGGAAGACCCCGAGAGGAUGAAGCACAGAAGGAAACAGAAAACUCCUAAGAAAUUUACUGGAGAGCAGCCGUCCAUCUCCGGAACAUUUGGACUGAAAGGGCUGGCGAAAGCAGAGGACAAGGCGAAAGCACACCGGGCAAAGAAACUGGAGGCGUCUCUGAGCGGCGCCGGCAAUGAAGACCUGAAGAAGAAAACGCCAGGGUCCGGUGUGAGAAAGGAUGCUGUCCCAACAGCAGCAGCUCCUUCUGCAACAGCGAGCCCAGAAGAGCAGUGGCAGCGGGCGAUCAAUGAGAGAGGGGAGGUGGCUUGUCCGACCUGCAGCAUGAUCACCCGGAAGACGAUCCUUGGCCUCAAGAAGCACAUGGAAGUCUGCCAAAAGCUGCAGGAUGCCUUGAAAUGCCAGCACUGCAAGAAGCAAUUCAAGUCCAAAGCCGGGUUGAAUUACCACACCAUGGCCGAGCACGUCAACAAGCCAGUUCCUGUGGAAGCCGCUGCCCCUCUCAGCGAGCACGAAGAGCGGGAGAGGCUGAGGAAAGUACUAAAGCAGAUGGGGAAACUAAAAUGCCCCGUUGAGGGGUGCGUGGCUACUUUCUCCAGCCUUAUGGGGUACCAGUACCACCAGAAGCGGUGCGGGAAGCAGCUGUCCGAGGUGGAGAAGCCCGUCUUCACCUGCCUGCAGUGCGGGAAGACGUACAAGUCGAAAGCAGGACACGACUACCACGUGCGGUCAGAGCAUCCGUCCGCGCCUCCUGAACAGCCCGAGAUCAAGCCUGAAGUCAGCCUCGUCGAAGAUUUCGAGAGGACUCCGAGCGGCAGGAUCCGGCGCACGUCAGCCCAGGUCGCCGUCUUCCACUUGCAGGAAAUCGCCGAGGAUGAGCUAGCCAAGGACUGGACCAAACGGAGGAUGAAGGACGACUUGGUCCCCGAGACAAAGCGACUAAACUACACCCGUCCUGGGCUUCCAAAGCUGAACCCGAGGCUUCUGGAAACCUGGAAAAACGAAGUGAAGGAAAAAGGACACAUCAACUGCCCUAAUAACUGCUGCGCUGCCAUCUAUUCCAGUGUGUCCGGUUUGAAAGCCCACCUUGCAAACUGCAACAAGGGAGACCACUCCGUGGGGAAGUACCGUUGUCUUCUGUGUCAGAAGGAGUUUAGCUCAGAAAGCGGAGUCAAGUACCAUAUCAUUAAGACUCACUCGGAGAACUGGUUCCGGACUUCCACGGAGGCCAUCCGGAAGAAAAAGACCAGCGAGCCGACCUCUGCCAGCCACGAGGAGAAGAAGAAAAGCACAGACGGGAAGAAGAGGGGGCGGAAACCGAAGGAAAGGCCUCCGGAAUCUUCCACCAAAAGCAAAGAGAUAGGCAAGACGAACCAUAAGAAACCGGCGGGGCCCUGGGAGGCCGCGGACUUCAGCCCCGAUGAGAGAGAGCGAGGUAACAAGCCCCCCCACAGCAAGAAAGGGGGGGUCCAGUAAAAUGCCAGAGAAAUAAGCCGUCGUUUUUUGGGGGGGAAGAAAACAAAACAAAACUCUCUAAUGAUUAGUUUACAGCCCAGGGUAAUGGGGCGGAAGGAGGGGAGAGCUACUCCCCGUAUAUGCUGGGCCCCUUCUGCUCAUCCCUUUUUUAAAAACGAAAAACCACUUUAAAUCACGGGACAUUUUGUUUUCACCACUGGAAGAAGAGAACGAAGCGAGGAACGGCCGCUGCGAUUCUUCCGUCGGAAACCUCUGCGGAUUGUACAUAACCCCCCUGUGUGGGUCAGGCGCCCCGCAUCCACGGGCAGGUGGAAUAGUAAGGUGGUUUGUCGGCGCCCUCCUUCCUUACUUCCUGCUUCUGAAUUCGAACCCAAUACCGUUCAAGCAAAGAGAGAGAAGGAGAGGGAGAGAGCAAAGGGUGUGUUUGCUCAAGCAAAGGGAGAAGAAAGUGCAAUAGGAACCCAGGCGUAAGCUGGUCGAAAUUCUUUUUUAAAAAGCUAUUAUUAUUUGUGGAUUCCUUUUCAGGUAGCAGUCAUGUGUUAGGAAAUAGAGCUGGUGGGGAUUUUACAGAUGAAAUUAUUGUUGUGAUUGUGGUUGCGAACCAGCUUUCUUUUAUAAUUUUCAUAGGAGAUGCUUUUUUACGAAGGAAAAAAGGAAAAACAAAAACCCGAUGGGGUCGUUUGACGACGGACGUUUCGGGAUUGUCGUUUUGUUAGGUUCUGUUCACGUUUUAAACGUUGCCCUGAUUUGGGACCCGGUUCCCCGUUUUCAGUUUUGGGAGCUAUAUCCUUCAUUUGUCAAGGUUUGGGGAGGAGGGCGGGGAAGGGGGAGGGUUUUGGCAAUGAGACGUUUUUGGAAGCAGACCUGUUGGGAGUUUUGAAAAUGGCCGUUCUCUCGCUGCGUCAAUUCUUGCCUGGGAGCCCCUGCAGGGGAAAAUCACAAACAUUUUUUUGUAAGGCAUACUUCUUUGAGGGGAAGCUUUGAACGGGAAGCGCUUAUUGCGGUGCGAAAUAAAUUUCGAGAACGUU
This is a messenger RNA of Podarcis muralis (Common wall lizard), 3330 nucleotides long. RefSeq names its product zinc finger protein 512B (gene ZNF512B). Gene Ontology annotation, molecular function: zinc ion binding. The record is from RefSeq and is a predicted model, not a curated record. Lineage: Eukaryota; Metazoa; Chordata; Lepidosauria; Squamata; Lacertidae.